Molecule: messenger RNA, 1346 nt
Organism: Sorghum bicolor (sorghum)
Lineage: Eukaryota; Viridiplantae; Streptophyta; Magnoliopsida; Poales; Poaceae
Exons: 4
Coding region: 124-696 (190 amino acids)
Biological process (GO): transposition
Source: RefSeq, a predicted model, not a curated record
CAGAUUGUGGACUCGUGGCAGAGGCCGGAGGUGUACGUGGAGCGCAGAAGAAGACGGGAGAACCGCCUGGCUGCGACGAGAGGGGCGUCACACCACCAGGGGAGUGUGCCCCUCCCAGGGUACAUGGACACAUAUCGCAAGACCCACGGCAACGUGCCCAUCAGCGAGUAUGUUGGGUACGCCCUGGCUAACAAGGGGCGAGCGUCGGAUCCGAACAACGUCUACAACCCACAGGACGGGCCCGAUGCAUACACCAACACUGCCGCCUACGAGAAGAUGUCCGCGUACGCCACUGCAGCUCGCACGCGCCAUGGGGAUGACUUCGACCUUACCACCGAGCCACUGGACACGGACUUGCUCAUGAGGACGGGAGGAGGGAAGCAGCACGGCCGGUACAUGAUUGCCCACAGCGCAAUCAACCCGGCCACCGUACCCACGCUCUGCGAGGUUCGGCAGGGGAGCAGCUCGACCUCCGACGUCCCCAUACGGCCUCGUCAGCCGAGCUCCGUGCAGCAGAUAGCUGCGAUGCAGUCGCAGCUAGAGGAGUUGCGGGCCAGGCAGGACGAGCUGCAGGAGGCUCAUCGGCGAGAGCUGGCGGCUGAGCUGGCGGCCAGAGACGAGGCCCAUCGGCGCCACAUGGAGGCACAGCAGCAGCACACGCAGCGUCAGAUCUCGAACCUAGUCGGAUACUUCUAGUCCAUCCAGAGCUCUACAGCGCCUCCGCUGCCUGCCUCGCUCUUCGCUCCACCCCCUGUUCCACCCUCUGUUCCUACCCCUGCAGGCAGUCCGCAUCAGUCGUGGGGUUCGAACCCGACCCCUUCUCCAGGCAGUGGGUGGCAGGUUACUACUUAUGGCCACCCAAGUACGCAGCACACGUGGCCUGGUGCCCAUCCGCAGCACGGCCACCCCGGGUUCUCCGGCAGCCCUCCUCCGCGCCCCGGGUACUCGUACCCGUACCCGUCGGUGCCAGGGCAGGCCAUGUGGGUGCCGUGGGCAGGUGCGAGCUCUCCACACCCUGGGGUCACUCACCCUGGUCGGCUUGGCCAGAUGGGGGCUCGGGACACGACGGAGGCCACAGCGACGACUGGUCAGAGUCACAGCACUAGAGAUGAGGCGCUAGCGACUUCGAGGAGUGAUAUUCUUGUGGACUUGUGGUCUAUGUUAUGAACUUGUGGUUUAUGUUAUGAACUUAUGGUUUAUGUUGGACGUAAUGUUAGAUUUUUCAUAUCUAUGUGGAUUUGUGUAGAUUUGUCAUAUCUAUGUGGAUUUGUGAUAUCUGUGGACUUUGAUAUGUUUUAUGUGUGAUAUAUAUGUGGAUUGUGAUAUAGACAAAGGGAUUUGUGAUA